Messenger RNA from Penicillium longicatenatum, 1293 nucleotides. RefSeq lists its product as uncharacterized. NCBI's taxonomy places the organism in Eukaryota, Fungi, Ascomycota, Eurotiomycetes, Eurotiales, Aspergillaceae. The coding region runs from base 1 to 1293 and encodes 430 amino acids. The transcript is spliced from 2 exons. Gene Ontology annotation, molecular function: protein binding; 6-phosphogluconolactonase activity. The record is from RefSeq and is a predicted model, not a curated record.
AUGCGGUUCCUCGCGCAAACAACCGGGGCAAUCUUCACCCUCCUAACAACAACAUCUGCCACAACCAUCCCCCAAUUCAAAUCCGAAGUGCCACAGCCAAACCACACUCACGAGCACGCGAAAGAAUCGCGCUUGUGGGCUACACACUAUAAUGGCCAUGUGUAUACUCUGACCCUUUCGGGCUCCAAUCUUUCUAUUGCCGAUACGCAGAAGACUUGUGGUGCUAUGCCGAGUUGGUUAACAUUUGACUCGGAGAGUAAGAUUCUUUACUGCUCGGAUGAAGAUGGAACUUCUGAUCCUAGUACACAUGGUUCGUUGACUGCAUACCGGGUUGAUGGGCAUGGGGGAAAGUUGGCGCAGAUUGCGAAAACGAAAACUGUUGGAGGUGGAGUCAAUAGUGUGAUUUUUGAGGCGGGGAAGAAGGACAAGUAUAUUGCUAUUGCGCAUUAUGAAGGCUCUGCAAUCUCAACCUUCGCCCUUCCCCUAAAAUCCAACUCCGAAGCCAAACAAACCCUCCCCUUCAACAUGACGCACCAAGGCGCAGUGGCCCAACAAGACUCCCCUCAUCCACACGAGGUCUUCCUCGACCCAACAGGCUCUUUCCUUGUAUCCCCCGAUCUAGGCGCAGAUCUACUCCGCAUCUACAGCAUCGACGCAACAACCGGCCACCUGGGUCUCUGUCCGCCCGUAAACGUGACAUUCGGCUCAGGACCGCGACACGGCGUAUUCUGGACAGACGACCCGAACAAGAACGCCAAUGCCCAGAACGGGGCAUCGACGCACAUGCGUCAGGCUGCGGCCGUCGGGAAGACGAUGAUGUACCUUGUCAAUGAGAUCGGUGGCACGAUGAUGAGUUUUGAUGUGUCGUAUGCGCGGUCUGGAUGUUUGGAUCUGGCGAAGACGCAGACGCUUGUUCCGUAUCCCGGGGGUAAGAUGCCUGAAGGCGCGACGCCAGCGGAGAUUCGGAUGGUUGGGGAGAAGUUUUAUGUUUCUAUUCGCAGUGAUCAGGGGUUCAAGCCUGAUGAUUCGAUUGUUACGCUUGAUCGUCAUGGGAACGGCACUGUAGUUUUGAAAGGGAAGAGCGACGCGUAUGGAAAGGUACCCAGGACUAUGGUGAUCAACCGGAAGGGUGAUCUGGUUGCCAUUGGGGAUCAGAGCACGUCGACCGUGGCCAUUGUUCAGCGAGACCACAAGACUGGACACCUGGGGAAGAAGAUUGCUGAUCUGCAGGUUGGUGAGCCUGGGAAGGUUGGAACUGCGGAGGGAUUGAGCAGUGUUAUUUGGGAGGAUUAG